Molecule: messenger RNA, 353 nt
Organism: Limulus polyphemus (Atlantic horseshoe crab)
Lineage: Eukaryota; Metazoa; Arthropoda; Merostomata; Xiphosura; Limulidae
Product: 2,4-dienoyl-CoA reductase, mitochondrial-like
Exons: 2
Source: RefSeq, a predicted model, not a curated record
AAAAAGUCUUUUUUUUUUUCUCUCUACAAUGUAUAUUGUUUGUGAAGGGAGCAUUUAGUCGUCUGGAUCCAUCUGGAAAUUUCAAGAAGGAAGCUGUUUCUCAAAUUCCAGCUGGCAGGUUAGGAGAAAUUCAAGAGUUAGCAAAUUUAGCAGCUUACCUUGUAAGUGAUUACUCCAGCUGGAUUACUGGAGAGGUGAUAAGACUAGAUGGUGGCGAGCUUCCUUUUCUGGCGGGAGAAUUUAAUAAGCUUCUUAGUGUGACUCGUGAACAGUGGGACCAAAUGGAAAAGUUGAUUCGAACAGUUAAGGGAUCAUGAAAAAAUAUGAUGUAAAUCUUUAUAUGAUAUGAUAUU